Messenger RNA from Stegodyphus dumicola, 1549 nucleotides. RefSeq names its product CTD small phosphatase-like protein 2-A. The record is from RefSeq and is a predicted model, not a curated record. NCBI's taxonomy places the organism in Eukaryota, Metazoa, Arthropoda, Arachnida, Araneae, Eresidae. Gene Ontology annotation, molecular function: phosphatase activity.
ACGUCAAGUGAAGUAAUGACAGCUACUAUUGUAAUGUGGAAUUUUAUGCACUUUUGCACAAUUUUUAGGCAUGAAAUAAUGGCAGAACCUUAACUGGGACUCGAACACUGGACCUCUAGAAUACACUUAAGUAUGCUUCCAGUUACACAACAAAGGCAUGCAGAAAGGAGGGAGAAACUAUGUUAUAAUAGUGAAUGGCAAGAUUCAUGCAGCCUUUUUUUCUGAUAGAUUUAAUCUUGUCAUGAAAGUAAGAAGAAGGACACGACAAAAGAAGAAUACAGAUUUUAAAACUUCAUCUAGAACACCUAAAAAUCCAGCUUUAAAAAUGGGACUCAGUGCGCAAGUUUCAAGUAGGCAUGUCGGUGCAAACAACGAGAGAAAAAGCUGUUGUGUUGAGCUCUUCUCAAUGAAGAAAAACAGAAUAACAAGGAGUUCAAAUAAAUUGAAUUCAAAAACUAUGAAAGUGAUAACUGAAAAAUCAAAAGCUGUAAAAAAUUGUAGAAAAAACUGUAAAACAACUAUUUACCAUAAGUACAAAGAAAAAAACAUUGAAACUCCUUUGAAAUCAGAUACAUCUGAUUGUGAAGUAGCAGAUCCUGAUGGAGUUUUAUUUUCACCAAUCUAUCGUUUAUUAGAAGAAGAAUCUGCAAAUGAUACUAAUGGUCAGUCUGGGUUAAAUGAGCAGCUGCUUUGCAACAAUAACUUGAAUUCAACAACUUUGCCAUAUGAUGCUGAAUACCCAUCUCCUGAAGAAGCUGAAGUUGCUGAAGACUGGGAAAACACAUUUGAUCCGUAUUUUUUCAUCAAACAUUUGCCAACUUUGACUCCUGAAAUGAGAGCCCGUGGACCAGCAUUACCACUAAAAACAAGAAGUAGUCCUGAAUUUACCUUAGUCCUCGAUUUAGAUGAAACUUUAGUUCAUUGCAGUUUAGAAGAAUUAGAUGAUGCCUCAUUUACAUUUCCUGUAGUCUUUCAAGAAAUUGAGUAUCAGGUUUAUGUCCGCACACGUCCCUUUAUUCUAGAAUUUUUGGAAAGAGUUUCCAAGUUGUUUGAAAUAAUAAUCUUCACUGCAUCAAAAAAGGUCUAUGCACAACAGCUACUUAACUUGUUAGAUCCUAAGAGAAAAAUGAUUAAGUAUCGCUUGUUUCGAGAGCAUUGUGUUUGUAUUGCUGGAAAUUACAUCAAAGAUCUCACUGUCUUAGGUAGAGAUCUUGCAAAGACUGUCAUCAUAGACAAUUCUCCUCAAGCAUUUGGAUAUCAAGUAAACUCGCUAAGUGUGCUAAAAGCUCUCAAAUCAUAUUCAAAUAAUAUAAAUCCAAUAAUUGUAGAAGUGCUGAAGCUCAAUAUUAGAUUCAAGGCCAAAUGUUUUCGGAUCCUUUAUUGCUGGGAACCAAGUCAUGUUGGUAUAAAAGGGAACGAACUGGCAGACAUUGCUGCAAAAUGUGCCUGUGGAACAUCCAGACAUAGAGGUGAAAGUGGAGACAAAAGUAUUGUGAGUGUAAUAGCUGGGACCUCAAUGGCUAAAAGCUGUGGAGUUGUAAUAGUAUAA